UUUCUGACAGAUGUAUUAUCAACUACUAUCAUUCAUUCCCUUCCCUCUUUCCAUCCCUCCCAUCCCAUCCCAUCCCAUCCCAUCCCAUCAUCAAAUUUUCUCUUCUCCCAAACAGAUACACCCCAAAAUCCUCUCCCCACUUCCACUUCCACUAAUGGCUUUUUCAAUCCUCUGUAUAUUCAUAUUCCUAACUUUCAGUACAACCCCAUCUCUCUCGGAUCCAAGGGCUACACAGGCAGCUCUCAUAUGCACCAACACCAGCGCACAACCGUCCGAUCGCCAAGUCUUCGUCGCCAACUUCCUCGCCGCCAUCGACGCCGUGACCCCCCUCGUCUCCGCCCAAUACUACGGCGGCGCUAUCAACGGCUCCGGCAACACCACAGUCUACGCCUUUGGAGAGUGCAUGAAAGACCUUUCUCGCUCCGAUUGCGACCUCUGUUUCGCCCAAAUCAAAACCCAGAUCCUUCGUUGCCUCCCUUUCCAACGUCUGAUUCGCGGUGGUCGAUUGUUCUACGAUGGGUGUUACUUGAGGUACGACGAUUACAUGUUCUUCAACGAAAGUUUGAGUGGAUUGGAUCGAACUGUGUGUGGGUCGAGUGGGUUUGUGGGUGGGAAUGAGACUCUGUUUCGAGAAAAUGUUGGUGAUUUGGUGAGGAAUUUGAGCUUGGAAGGUGUUAACAAUGGUAGAUUCGCUGUUGGGUCUGUGAGUAGAGGGAAUUUAACGGUUUAUGGGUUGGCUCAGUGUUGGGAAUUUGUGAAUGGGAGUGAUUGUGAAAAGUGUUUGGGAGACGCAGAGGUGAAGAUUGGGUCGUGUUUGGCGGAGCAAGAAGGGAGAGUUUUGAAUUCAGGGUGUUAUAUGAGGUAUUCAACCCAGAAGUUCUAUUACAAUUCUACUAGUGGUGGACAACCUGGACAUGGCGGCAAUCACUUAGCUGUCAUUCUGGCUUCAACUGCUGCUGCUGUGGCUUUUCUGCUGAUUGUUGCAGCAAUUUCUUUCUUUGUGUGGAUCAAACUUGCCAAGAAGAGGAGAGAGAGGAAGCAACUAGGUGCUCUACUCUUCACUGUCAACAACUCCAAACUCAAUUUUUCAUAUGAAACUCUUGAAAAGGCCACAAACUACUUUCACCAAUCCAACAAGCUAGGUCAAGGAGGAUCUGGUUCAGUUUACAAAGGGAUUUUACCCGAUGGGCACACUGUCGCCAUAAAGAGGCUUUUCUUUAACACAACACAAUGGGUCGAUCAUUUCUUCAAUGAAGUCAAUCUGAUAAGCGAUAUCCAUCACAAGAAUCUUGCCAAACUCUUGGGAUGUAGCAUUACAGGCCCCGAAAGCCUUCUUGUUUAUGAAUUUGUUGCGAAUCAAAGCCUCAAUGACCACCUCUUUGUUAAAAAGAAUGUUCUUCAACCGCUAAAUUGGGAAGUGAGGUAUAAGAUUAUAUUGGGUACAGCCGGGGGAUUGGCCUAUCUUCAUGAGGAAUCGAAAUUGAGAAUCAUACAUAGAGAUAUAAAAUUGAGCAAUGUCCUUCUUGACGAGGACUUUGAGCCAAAAAUUGCUGAUUUCGGGCUUGCUAGAUUGCUUCCAGAAGAUAAGACUCAUAUUAGCACUGCCAUUGCUGGCACAUUUUAAGUUUUCAACAUUGAUCUUUAGUUUUUUUCAUGCCUUGUAUUACGAACCUUGCAAAAAUCGUGCACAGCGCAAUUCAUUUCUUUUCUGAUAAAUUUCACAUUUUGUGCUUGUAAAAAUUGACAUUGCAUUUCAAACGUUUCUUUCUCCCUUGAAGGUUAGAAUUAUGUGUCCUGACCAUGUUGAAUAUGUUUUUCACGUUUUAAAUAAUAAAAAGCAACGAAAAUUCAACAGCACUCUUCAUUUUGAAAUAUUCUCAUUUUUGUGUGAAAGAGUUUUGAAAACAACUCUUUAGUUUUUCCUUAAAAGUGGAUACGUAACAGUUUCCAUAAUAAAUAAAAAUAAAAAUAAAAA
This is a messenger RNA of Camellia sinensis, 1975 nucleotides long. The record is from RefSeq and is a predicted model, not a curated record. Lineage: Eukaryota; Viridiplantae; Streptophyta; Magnoliopsida; Ericales; Theaceae.